Molecule: messenger RNA, 1060 nt
Organism: Erpetoichthys calabaricus (reedfish)
Lineage: Eukaryota; Metazoa; Chordata; Cladistia; Polypteriformes; Polypteridae
Gene: alg10
Product: ALG10 alpha-1,2-mannosyltransferase
Exons: 3
Coding region: 380-868 (162 amino acids)
Biological process (GO): dolichol-linked oligosaccharide biosynthetic process; protein N-linked glycosylation
Cellular component (GO): endoplasmic reticulum
Molecular function (GO): dolichyl pyrophosphate Glc2Man9GlcNAc2 alpha-1,2-glucosyltransferase activity
Source: RefSeq, a predicted model, not a curated record
UUAAAUAAAGAUGCGACCUGGAAACAAAUCUUUAACCAUAGUUUAAUUUUAAGAUGUGGUUAACUAAACAGUUUUAGGAGCUCAAAGCUAAACGUUCACAUCUUAACUUGUCAAACUGAAAAACACGAAGGACAAUCUAAAUUACAUGAAACAUCUUAAAGAAUCAGAAAACCUACUGACUUCUAGUUUCUAGACGGACAUUUUGUUGUAGGACAGGAAGAAGGUAGAGAGAGCGGGAGGGUUCAUUUGGACCAAGCAGCUGUCACUUACUUUAUCAACACGAGCCACUUCAGGAUUAAUAUUUCAGUGUAACUGCAUCUCAACUGAGAAAACAGAACUGAAAGGGAAAAUUGCGUAAAUAGUAUAUUAGCUAGGUAGGAUGGAGAAGCUUGAGAGUUAUAUUUUCUCCAUUGUUUGCAGUACCUUUUUUCUCGUUUCUUGCUUUUUAUUUUCCAAAAUCACACGGGAGCAAAGAGACCCUUACAUGGACGAGAUCUUUCAUAUUCCGCAAGCUCAAAAGUAUUGCGAAGGCAGGUUCGGAGAGUGGGAUUCUAUGAUAACCACACUACCUGGCUUGUAUCUGGUGUCCGUUGGAAUAAUUAAGCCCACUGUCUGGCUGGCUGGAUGGACAGGAAAAGCUGUUUGUUCACCUGGAAUGCUACGGUUUAUUAAUCUCCUUUUCAGCUGUGGAAAUCUCUAUUUGGUCUAUCUAAUUUUAUGUAAACUGCAUCAAAAAGACAAGUCUGUCACUGCAUCUAAGAGAAUCCUGUCAGCUUUGGCUCUUUCAACGUUUCCAGUGCUCUAUUUCUUCACUUUUCUGUACUACACGGAAUCAGGGUCUACUUCUUUUCACUUUUUGCUUACUUAAUGUGUCUGUAUGAAAGUCACAAAAUCUCAGCCCUCCUAGGAUUUUGUGCGGUUAUGUUUCGCAAACAAAUAUCAUCUGGGUGAUUUUCUGUGCUGGACAUGUUGUAGCUCAGAAGAUGACUGAGACCUGGAAGACAACUGUCACCAAGAAAAAGGAGAAUAAGAUAGCUUCGUCAACAGAUAUAUCUAUAAC